Messenger RNA from Penicillium verhagenii, 2622 nucleotides. RefSeq names its product fungal specific transcription factor domain-containing protein. The record is from RefSeq and is a predicted model, not a curated record. Gene Ontology annotation, biological process: regulation of transcription by RNA polymerase II; DNA-templated transcription. Gene Ontology annotation, molecular function: zinc ion binding; DNA-binding transcription factor activity, RNA polymerase II-specific; RNA polymerase II cis-regulatory region sequence-specific DNA binding. NCBI's taxonomy places the organism in Eukaryota, Fungi, Ascomycota, Eurotiomycetes, Eurotiales, Aspergillaceae. The transcript has 2 exons. Bases 1 to 2622 code for a protein of 873 amino acids. Gene Ontology annotation, cellular component: chromatin.
AUGGAGGACGACAAAGCUGCCAAAAUACCAAAGAGAAACCCUUCUCAUGUGACAUUUGCUCCAAGUCUUUUGCCCGAAGGUAAUCAAUACUCACUAUCCGUUCCUCCCCGGGUGCCAUCCCACCCCCAAUCGUCCAAUCGCUUAUUUAUAUGCACCCGCAGUGACCUUCUAGUGCGACAUGAACGUCUAGUCCAUCCUGCCGAGACUGCAGCUGGUCGAGAAAAUCGUACCCACAACGGAAAUGAGAACAGUCAUCAUGAAAUUCCAAUUCAGUCGACGAUAAUUCAGCCCGUCCAUCACGAGUCGCGCAUGCUUGAGCUGGCCGAUGCCAUCCCCGUCCACACCCAAAUUGCACCUCCACCUCCCGAGGUACAGGUCCAGCCACCACCAAUAGUAGAGACUACACACUUCAACCCAUCUUGGGGCUACGACCUCAAUUUAUUGUCGCAUGCCGCAAGCCAUGUCGCUUUGGAGGGACAGCAGGAGAGUUUGGAAUCGAUUCGGAAAUCAUCGCAUUCGAUUGGCACACCAUCACAAUCCUUUCAAGCGACAGAGAGAGCCAUUACCGAUAACUAUGGCCUUGAGCCCUCGAUCCUGGAUUUGACAGACUUGGGUGACCCAGUUCAAGAUUUCACUGUCUUCUUGGAAAGUGUCGGCCUGUCAUCGGAUUGGGACUCUGGGGUAUUCUCGUCAGUGGAAGAGCCAAUGCUUCCACCGAGUAUGCCAAUGGAUUCGAAAAAUCAUGUUCGGGAGACACUCUCGUCAAACAGGCUAGGCGGGGAUCUUAUGAGUGACCCACGAAUGCACAUGGACGAACAGCCAUCUUUCUCUAACUUUGGCUCCCGAUUACCAUCGCUUCAGCCUGAAUCCCACGAGAUUGAAGACCGAAUUGGCCUCCAGGAUGAAAGUUCUCGACCGGCUUGGGAAAUCACCAAUACAGAUCGACAAGUUUUCGUGUCAAAACUUGAGGAAUUCUCGUUCGUCCUCCCGAAGGGCUUUGUUCCGCCCUCGCGCCACGCUUUAUCCCGGUUUUUUGCCGGAUAUAUCAAUGGCUUGAACGAGCAUUUGCCUUUUGUACAUGUCCCCACUCUAUCUAUCGCCAAGUGCUCGCCGGAACUCACGCUCGCGACGGCAGCCGCGGGGUCGCACUACCGAUUCGAGAAUGGCCGGGGAAUCGAACUGUUCCAUGCCGCUAAAGCCAUCUUGUUAGAGCGCCUGCGUCGAAGAGAUAGCCGACAAGUGCCUGUUCCCACGUGGAACUAUAUCUCUCCGCCUUCCGGCUAUCCCAAUUCCCGAGGGUCUUCGAUGAUCUCGAAUACAGCCAGCAGUCCCUUUCAAACUCAACACCACCUCCCGAACCAAUCUUUCAAUUCAUCAAUAUAUACUCCAGAUGAUUCGGAUGCUCAUAUGGAAGUGAUUAGAACUUUCUUAUUGUUAACUGUGUUCGCAUCUUGGGAAAAGCAGCCGGAACUUCUGCGAGAGAUCCUCUCACUCCAAAGCACAUUAGCAAGGCUUGUCCGCGAGCAUGGCCUGACGGAGCCACCACCUACCCUGGAUCCCAUUAGCUGGGAAGAAUGGGUGCGGAGGGAAGGAAAUAGGCGAACCAAACUCAUCGUUUAUUGUUUCUUCAACCUGCACUCUAUUAUGUAUAACAUCCCUCCGUUGAUUCUAAAUGGGGAGCUGAAGUUGAAUAUGCCCUGCUCCCAUGAUUUAUGGAAGGCAAGCAACGCGACUCAAUGGCGCCGAGUAUGCCGAACACGACAGAGCUCCGAUGUACCUUUCCAAGAUGCAUUUGCCCGGCUUUUCUUGCGAUCCUCCACCUCCAUUCCAUCCGCCCCGAUCUCCCCUCUUGGCAACUAUAUUCUCAUUCACGCUCUUAUACAACAAAUAUUCUUUGCCCGCCAACUAUGCCUAUCUGCUCCAAAUAUGCAAGGCACUAGCUUGAGACAAGAAGAUCUGAUCGUCCUGGACAAUUCUUUGGGCGCUUGGAAAGCGUUGUGGAAACGUACACCCGAGUCCAGCAUUGAUCCUCAGAACCCAGCUGGUCCUAUCGCAUUUACAUCCACGGCUCUCCUGGGUCUGGCCUAUAUUAGGUUACACGUUGACUUGGGUCCCUGUCGUCACCUAAUUACUCAGGAUCCAAUGCAGAUCGCUAUAGCCUUGAGCGAAUCACCGCCUAUUAUCCGCAGUCCGCGGCUGAUUAUGGCAUUGCUGCACUCCGCACACGCUCUCUCUAUCCCGGUCCGAUUGGGAAUCGAUUUUGUAGCAAGAACACACUCGUUCUUCUGGAGCAUUCAACACUCGCUUUGCAGUCUUGAAUGUGCCUUCCUUCUGAGUCGCUGGCUGCUCGCAAUCCCUGCGACACAGCCAGACCAGCGGCUAUCGGAACACGAGCGCAAGCUUCUUUCGUGGAUCAAAAGCAUGAUGGAUGAAACUGACAUGGCUGUUGAUCCGCCGGGGCCACCAGAUAUGGAAUUCAUGGCUAACCCGUACAAGGUGCGGCAGCUGAGCGUGGCUAUCGUUCGUGUCUGGGCCCGCACCUUCAAGGGCAAUACCAGCUGGGCCAUUGUUGAUCUCGUUGGUUCAAGCUUGGAUGCUUAUGCGGAUCUUCUAGAGAACUAA